Molecule: messenger RNA, 1171 nt
Organism: Leptinotarsa decemlineata (Colorado potato beetle)
Lineage: Eukaryota; Metazoa; Arthropoda; Insecta; Coleoptera; Chrysomelidae
Product: extended synaptotagmin-2
Cellular component (GO): endoplasmic reticulum membrane
Molecular function (GO): calcium ion binding; phosphatidylethanolamine binding; phosphatidylinositol binding
Source: RefSeq, a predicted model, not a curated record
GUAUCCCUUGAAACAAAAUUAUUGAAGGUGACAAACAUAAGUACAGCUCUCCUUACUAUUUAUUUAGACACAGCCCAAGAUCUACAGAAAGUGAAAUCUAAGAAACCAGAUCCAUAUGUUGUCUUAACAGUAGGAAAAGUACAACAGAAGAGUAAAGUUAAGAAACACACCGUCGAUCCUGUGUGGGAACAAGGAUUUUCACUUCUUGUUGCUAAUCCUGACAGUGAUUCAUUGAAUCUCAGUAUUGUCGACAAGAAUAGUGACAGUAAAUUGGACCAACUUGUGUACAGCAUAAAAAACCUCUUUGAUUUUCCGGAUUUGCAAAUCAGUAAAGAAGAAUUCCCACUCACGAACUCUGGAAAAAUUAUACUUUCGUUGCAACUGAGGAUUUUGAAACAUGAGCAAUUUGUAUGUGACGAAAGUUCAUCAGAUUCUGAUACUGAAGAAUUCUCAAGGACGCACUCUGUCAGAUCGUCGACCAUGUCGCAUAGAUCAAUAUCAUCUUCAAGUGGUAACUCACCACCGCCUAAAUCUCCACAACCAAUAGCAGAAGUUUCAGAAGUAGGAGAAGAUACUAUCAAAAAAUCUUCCAGCACUUCCCAAAAUUUGAUGAGAAAUCCAAGUUUUAGAGUGUCGUCACCGAUAACUGUGAUCCUAUAUUCGAAGAAACUUUUGAAUACCUCCUCUCUUUAUCAGAGCUUCCAAACAAUAAGUUAGUUUUGACUGUUAAAAGCAAGAAAAUAUUUUUCAACUCUAAUAUCAUUGGUCAGGUUAUUGUAAACUUCAGGAGCUUCACAAACUUACAAGAACCUUUUAGAGAUUGGUUUGAAUUGUCACAGGCUGAAGAUUCGGACUAACAUAAUUUAUCAAUAGAGGAAUCAAAGUGUCUUAUAUUAAUUAGAAAUAUAGUUUUUAAAGAAAUCACUAACAAGAUCAAGCUAUAAUGAUAUUAUCAAUAGUACAUGUACAAGCUUUUUGUGAGAAUUAUUAUGGAAUAAAUUGAAAAUGAAUCUCAAUAUCGUAUCUACAGUUUUGAGUUACUAGUUACUCGUACCAGAAUAUUCAACUAUUAUAUUAUAGUAUAGGGAGCAGCAUAGCUUAUAAAAAUCGUCAGUAACACCACGAAGCUCAAUAAAUUGGUGGAUGUUAUUACCUCCUCAAAUGCCCUUCA